This is a messenger RNA of Plenodomus lingam JN3, 672 nucleotides long. RefSeq lists its product as uncharacterized. NCBI's taxonomy places the organism in Eukaryota, Fungi, Ascomycota, Dothideomycetes, Pleosporales, Leptosphaeriaceae. Gene Ontology annotation, biological process: transcription initiation at RNA polymerase II promoter. Gene Ontology annotation, molecular function: promoter-specific chromatin binding; RNA polymerase II general transcription initiation factor activity. Gene Ontology annotation, cellular component: transcription factor TFIID complex; SAGA complex; nucleus. The record is from RefSeq and is a predicted model, not a curated record.
AUGUCAGACAGCAUCAACCAACCUCCAGAUGCAGUGAUGGAGGUGAAUGAAGAUCUAGACGCCACGGUGGAGGACGAAAUCAACCAUGAUGUGCCGCAAGCUGAUGCCAUGAACCUGGACGGCGCAACGGACGCAGAGCCGACCGCGGUAAACGGUGUCACAGACGAGGCGGUCACCUUCGAAGCACGCAUACCAGCGAAGAAGGAUGCCACGCUGCGGGAAUUUCUGGGCAAGAUGGACGAAUAUGCUCCCAUCAUACCUGAUGCCGUUACGAAUUACUACCUGACGCGCGCCGGGCUGCCACCGCCUCCCCAGACGUCUCCUCAUUUAGCUCGUCUUCUUGCACUGGCAACUCAAAAGUUCAUUGCGGAUAUUGCUGCCGAUGCGUAUCAGUUUUCGAGGAUCCGGUCUUCCAAUACUACAAGCAACAAUCCCAUGGGCGGAUUAGGAGGUACGAGUGGACCGCCUGGUGCAGCAGUACCUGGUGGUCCCCAGGGCGGGAAGGAUAGCGGAUCCAAGGCCAAAGACUACAACCUUGGGAUCCAACGACCAGGUUAUGGUGGCGGUGGCCAGGGGGGCAGUCAAGGUCGAACAGUCCUGACCAUGGAAGAUCUCGGAAUGGCCGUCGGUGAUUAUGGCGUAAAUAUCAAGCGGGGCGAGUUCUAUCGGUGA